AUGUUCGUCCUUAGAAACGUCGGCAAGCUGAUUUUCGGCUCGGCUGCGCAACAGGAAUCCCUCAUCGAGCUGCCCCAAGGCCAGCUCUACCUUGUCCGACCUCUGUCGCCAAAGGGCUACUCGGAGCUCAUCUUCAAGGACUCUGCCAUUCGCAUUCGGCGGACCAACCAAGACUACCAAUACCAGCUCGUCGUGCAGCGCGUCUUCGAGGAAGGAGAAGCUGAGCUGCUCGCCGACGAAGAAGGAGAGGACGCCGAGAUUGACGCGCUUGUGGGCGAACGCGACGAAAAGACGUUUCUGCUCGACGAGGCUCUGCGCUUCCGCAUUGAGAUCCGCGAGGGCGGCGACGAGACGGUCCUCGCCUGGAAAGAUUUGAGUGGAGACAGCGGCGACCUGUACGAGUUUGUGUGCGACCGCGUCGUCACGACUGCCGAGGUGAAGCGCUUCCUUCGCACGGCGCAGGAGUGCCAGUACGAGCGAAAGUAUCGCAAGCCGCACACAACGGCCUCGGAAGAGGAUCUCCGGCAGUUUGAGUUCCCCGAGGAGCAGCCCAUCCCUCCCGCCAGCCCCAUCCAUAGCCCAACCCUUGCCAGGUCGAUCGAAUCCAUCGACGACAUGUUUGCCAAGAGGACUGCCACGCUUUCGGGCAAGUCCGAACCUGCUGUAGAGCAGCCGAAAGAGGUCGAGGCGCCUCAGCAGCCGCAGGAAGCAAAGGCUGCCCCUACGCCCCUUGAGAUCUAUGCUGCAGUCUCUGGCGAGUUGCAUCUGUACGACCCGCAAGCUGGCCACUUCUCCCAGGUUGAGGAUACUGUCAUUGUCACGGUUUCCGAAGUAGGAAAAUGGGAGUAUUGGCUGCAGAUCGAUGCCGCUGGGAAAUCCAUCCUUGGCACUCCCGUUACCCCCGAGUUCAAUCCCGUGUUCGACUUUGAGCAUCUCUCGUUCAUCUUCAACCACUGGUCAGAAGAUGGCACGGGAAGGUCUUGGCUCAUCCGGUUCAAAGAUCAACCCACACUGGAGAAGUUCCAGGAAGCGGUGAUGCAGGCCAUCUGGGAGAGACUGAAUGAGACCAAGUGGAAGAAGAUCCAGGAGAAGGAACGUGAAUAUGUCUUGGAUGCUUUCAAUGACCUCGCCAUGGAAGACGCGCCUCCGGUGGAUGAGGAGGAAGAAGAGACCGAAGAGGACUACGAAGACGCAGAGGAUGACCGCGGACGAUAUGAAGACGACGAGGACGAGGACGAAGAGCGACAGGAGACAGCUGAUGGGGACGUCAACUCCCAGCUGGCCGUGGGCUACAAAUACGACCGCUCCUUUGUCGUUCGCGGUUCCAAGAUUGGCGUCUUUACUCACACGCCAGAUAACCACCUCAAGUUCUCGACCAACAUCUCUAAGGUGACCACCCCCGGCGGCAAGUUGAUGAACCCCAAGAAGGUCAUGCUCCACAAAGAAGACAGAGACCUCAUCAUGCAAAACGACGUGGACCCGAACAAGCUUUACCGCAUGGACAUUGAGUACGGCAAGGUCGUCGAUGAGUGGAAUGUCCACGAUGACAUUCCCGUCACAACGUUUGCUCCGGAGAAUAAGUUUGCCCAGAUGACGGGCGAACAGACAUUCCUGGGUAUCUCUCACAAUGCCCUUUUCCGCGUCGAUCCUCGCCAGGCAGGCAACAAGAUUGUCGAUUCGGAGCUGAAGCAAUACGCCUCGAAGAACGACUUCUCCUCCGUCGCCACCACCGAGAAGGGCUACAUCGCCGUGGCCAGCAACAAGGGUGACAUUCGCCUGUUUGACCGUCUCGGAAUCCGCGCCAAGACGCAGCUGCCUGCACUUGGUGAUCCCAUCAUCGGCAUGGACGUUUCGGCUGAUGGUCGAUGGAUUUUGGGAACCACCAAGAACUAUCUCCUGCUCGUCGAUGCUCAACAGCAUGAUGGAAAGAACGAGGGAAAGCUUGGUUUCGAAAAGCCCUUCGCCGCCGACUCAAAGCCUCGUCCUCGUCGACUGGCCCUCUCGCCCGAGCACGUUGCCCAGUUCUACCACGAGACUGGCCUGCCCGUGUCUUUCACGCCCGCCAAGUUCAACACCGGUGAGGGUGCGGAAGAGACGAGCAUCAUCACCGCGUCCGGACCGUACAUCAUUGAGUGGAACCUCAAGCGCAUCGUCCGCGGCCAGAAGACGCCGUACAAGAUCAAGCGGUACGAGGAGAAGGUCAUGGCCGACGACUUCAAGUUCGGCUCCGACAAGAACGUCAUUGUGGCUCUGCCCAACGAGGUCAAUAUGGUUGCCAAGCAGAGCCUCAAGAUGCCUACGCGCGAAAGCAUCAUGGGCGACGUGCGGCUGCUCGGCAGCGGACGCAAGUCCGGGGGGCGUAUCAGCACGGGCAAGAGUGGGCAGUAUAAGCUGGGACGGGAUGACAUUGUGGAGUCGCCUUAUUAG
Messenger RNA from Trichoderma reesei QM6a, 2427 nucleotides. RefSeq lists its product as uncharacterized. The transcript is spliced from 2 exons. The record is from RefSeq and is a predicted model, not a curated record. Bases 1 to 2427 code for a protein of 808 amino acids. Gene Ontology annotation, cellular component: nucleus; cytoplasm. NCBI's taxonomy places the organism in Eukaryota, Fungi, Ascomycota, Sordariomycetes, Hypocreales, Hypocreaceae.